GAGGGGAAGAUUUCUUUUUUAUGGUUUUCUUUCAUUUUCGCUUGAUUUUAUUUUAUUUUUCCCCACAUCGGCUUUAUUGUUGUAUCCGCUGAGUCAUCAUGUCCGCUCUGACGCCUCAAAGCGAUACGCCGACUCCCACCACAGACAAGAUCACCCAGGCUGCCAUGGAAACGAUCUAUCUGUGCAAAUUCCGGGUGUCUAUGGAUGGAGAAUGGCUCUGUUUGAGGGAACUGGAUGACAUCUCUCUGACGCCUGACCCCGAACCGAGUCAAGAAGAUCCCAACUAUGUCAUGGCCAAUGAACGCAUGAAUCUGAUGAAUAUGGCGAAACUAAGCAUAAAGGGCUUGAUCGAAUCCGCUCUGAAUCUUGGGAGAACCUUGGACUCCGACUAUGCACCUCUCCAGCAGUUCUUUGUAGUCAUGGAGCACUGCCUUAAACAUGGCUUAAAAGCCAAGAAGACUUUUCUGGGCCAAAAUAAGUCAUUUUGGGGACCUCUGGAAUUGGUGGAGAAGUUUGUUCCUGAAGCUGGAGAAAUCACAGCAAGCGUUAAAGAUUUGCCUGGGCUAAAGACUCCCGUGGGAAGGGGAAGAGCCUGGCUGCGUCUGGCAUUAAUGCAGAAGAAACUUUCAGAGUACAUGAAAGCCUUGAUAAACAGACGGGAAAUUCUCAGUGAAUUUUACGAACCAAAUGCCCUCAUGAUGGAGGAAGAAGGUGCUAUAAUCGCUGGACUUUUAGUGGGCCUCAAUGUCAUUGAUGCAAAUUUUUGCAUGAAAGGAGAAGACUUGGAUUCUCAGGUUGGCGUUAUUGAUUUUUCAAUGUAUUUGAAGGAUGGCAGUAGCAGUAAGGGCAGUGAAGGCGAUGGUCAAAUUACUGCAAUUCUGGAUCAGAAAAACUACGUAGAAGAACUCAAUAGACAUUUAAGUGCUACAGUCAACAACCUGCAGACAAAGGUUGAUGCUUUGGAAAAAUCCAACACUAAACUAACUGAGGAGCUUGCCGUUGCAAACAACAGAAUUAUAACACUGCAAGAAGAAAUGGAGCGAGUCAAAGAGGAGAGUUCGUACAUUUUGGAAUCCAACCGAAAGGUCAAUAAGCAGGAUCGAACUUCAGACGGACAUGCCCUAACCGAAGCGAGGAAACAGUUAAAAGAGGAAACCCAGUUAAGACUGGAUGUGGAAAAAGAGCUUGAAAUGCAGAUCGGAAUGAGACAAGAGAUGGAGCUGGCCAUGAAGAUGCUGGAAAAGGACGUUUGUGAGAAGCAGGAUGCGCUUGUGGUGCUCAGGCAACAACUGGAUGAUCUCAGGGCCCUAAAACUUGAACUUUCUUUCAAGCUGCAGAGUUCAGACCUGGGAAUGAAGCAGAAGAGUGAAUUGAAUAGCCGCCUGGAGGAGAAGACCAGUCAAAUGGCUGCUACAAUUAAACUGCUGGAACAGAGCGAAAAGGAUUUGGUGAAACAGGCAAAAACCUUAAAUAGCGCAGCAAACAAAUUAAUUCAGAAGCCGCACUAG
Messenger RNA from Protobothrops mucrosquamatus (brown spotted pit viper), 1508 nucleotides. It is a transcript of the gene RUFY3, whose product is annotated as RUN and FYVE domain containing 3. NCBI's taxonomy places the organism in Eukaryota, Metazoa, Chordata, Lepidosauria, Squamata, Viperidae. The record is from RefSeq and is a predicted model, not a curated record. Gene Ontology annotation, cellular component: cytoplasm. The transcript has 13 exons. Gene Ontology annotation, biological process: regulation of axonogenesis. Bases 99 to 1508 code for a protein of 469 amino acids.